This is a messenger RNA of Monosiga brevicollis MX1, 1208 nucleotides long. RefSeq lists its product as uncharacterized. The transcript has 2 exons. Lineage: Eukaryota; Choanoflagellata; Craspedida; Salpingoecidae. The record is from RefSeq and is a predicted model, not a curated record. Bases 58 to 1107 code for a protein of 349 amino acids.
CCAUCGGCUGGAGCUUCUCCACAACCGGCCAAGCCAUUGUUUGGUAAAACUUCGGCAAUGACGCAGAACAUUGUUGCUCCACCAGCUUUGACCCCGCGCACAGCGGAGGCAUCGACGCCUAGGUCGGCCGGUGUCAUUCAGGCCAACAUCCACGAGAGCGAUCACACCUACAUGAACUUGCACAGCGUUACAGCUAAGCCAGCGGAGCACACAUACGUCAAUACGCCGGGUCAGGGUCAGCCUGAUGCUAGCCUGGCAGUGACAGCAACGCAAACAUCCUCUGCCGCUGCCGAGGAGAUUGACGAUGGUGUUUCCGUAGAUCUAGUGUAUGGCAAUGCCGAGUCAGUCCCUUCGCCUUCUGCUGCUUACGAAGAAAUGAGUUUGACAGCGGAUAAUACCUAUGGGGAGGCUUUACCGCGCGAAACAGAGCCAGUUUACGGCAAUGACACCACAUCUGUCCGUUCUUCCAUGCCUGCUUACGAGGACGUGAACGUUGAGGCAGAAGACGUCACUUAUGGGGAGGCUUUGCCGCCGCCUCAAACAGAGCCAGUCUACGGCAGCGCAGACGCAACUGACGCACAGGAUAACAGGGCUGUGACCAACGUUUACGGUGCCCCGGUAUCGCCAGUCUCCACCGUCACCGACUCCAAAGAUCCGACCGUUGUGGCAGCCACAGACGACAGUAUGUACGAGCCAGUGGAUGAUCCGCGCUAUGAGCAACCGGUGCUCACGUCAGAUCAGCCACACUACGAGCCUUUACAGGCCGCCUCCUCCAGCAACAAAGCGGAGACUGAAUCUGCCACGUCUGCAAAUGCCUCAGAUUACCCUUUUUUUCACCAACUGGAUCGUGAGCAAGCCCUAGAAAAAUUCAAGUCAAACAUGCGGGAUGGCACAUUUUUAUUUCGCCCAUACAAGAAGGACAUGGUGCUCAGCAUUGUUCACCGUGGCAAGCUCACUCACCACCACGUGAGAUGGUCUGUCGAGGGCAACGAAUACUUUGUGAACAACCGGGCCACCAAAGCCUGCAGUCUCGCCGACCUCGAACAAAUUUUGCCAACCAUGAGCUGGUGGCCAGUCGCUUUUGUCAAUGGCCUCCCGCGUGCAUAGCUUGCUUUGUCACUGCAAUUUUACACGCGCCUCUUGAGGUGCCGCGGAGCACGCACACAACCAUGAUGUGGCAAGAGAAGUGAUAAUCAAUCAGUUGACAC